AUGAGGUUUCCCACUAAGCAAAUCGGUUUGUACAACCCUGAGUUGGAACAUGAUGCUUGUGGUGUAGGUUUCAUUGCAACGAAGGCAUCAAAUCCAAGACACGAUAUCUUGGAAGAUGCCCGUUCUAUUCUUGUCAACAUGGCCCAUAGAGGUGCUGCUCAUCAAGGUGUCGGUGACGGUGCCGGGAUACUGUUAAGCAUCCCACACGAGUUCGUUAAAAGAGAAUUCAAACAGGAGACUUUGAAGCAGGGAGAAUACGCCAUAGGGAAUAUCUUUCUUCAUAACAUUCUCUACUUCAAUGAGCAAACUUGGAAUGAUAUUGCGUCUGAGACUGGGUUAACUAUUGUUGAUUGGAGAAUAGUUCCAGUUGAUAGCACAAUUUUGAACUCUGCCACCAGGGAAUCUGAACCACAAGUGGUCAUCCAGCCGUUGAUCGUAGCAGCAGAUAAUCUGGACCAGCCAUCAAUCACAUUGAAGCAUAGAUUGUACGUGUUCAGGAAGAGAACAGAACAGAUAUAUGAUCACGAUAAUGCGAAGGUUUAUAUUUGUUCGCUAAGUGAUAAAAUAAUAGUUUACAAAGGUCAGUUGACACCUACACAGGUAUUCCAAUACUACGCGAGGGAUCUUUCUGAUCCAGAGUUCAAAAUUUACUUGGGUCUUGUUCAUUCCAGAUUCUCCACAAACACCUUCCCGUCUUGGGACAGGGCGCAACCUCUACGUUGGCUGGCCCACAAUGGUGAGAUAAACACCCUAAGGGGGAACAUAAAUUGGAUGAAGGCUCGUGAGGGGAAUAUGUCUUCCGAGAAAUUGAGUCAGUUGGCAAGCUUGGAUAAAUUGUUCCCAAUUAUCCCAGAUAAGGGUUCAGACUCUGCCGCUGUAGACAACAUGCUCGAACUAUUGGUACUCGAGAGAUCUUUGCCAGAAGCCGUCAUGAUGAUGGUGCCAGAAGCUCACCGAAAGGAUAUGGACCCACAGUUGAAGGCCUGGUACGAUUGGGCCGCUUGUCUAAUGGAACCUUGGGAUGGACCUGCUCUUUUGAAUUUCACAGACGGAAGGUACAUUGGUGCACGCGUUGAUAGAAACGGGUUGAGACCUUGUAGGUAUUACGUGACCAACGAUGAGAAAAUUAUUUGUGCCUCGGAAGUUGGGGUUGUUCAGACUCUAGAUGACAGCACAGUAAUCACCAAGGGUAAUGUAAACCCGGGUGAUUUAUUUUUAGUAGACACUGAAACCUGUUCUAUCGUCGACCAAGAUGGUCUGAAGAAGGAGAUUGCUACAAGCGAAAACUUUUCUAAAUGGUUAGAAAGUGAGACUAUCACUCUACCGUCUUUGAUCAAAGAAUUAGCUUUAGACUCUUCUCCAAAUGGCCAAGAUCGUUCUACGCUAAAUAACGAACUGUUAUUGGCAAAUGGUUUUACUUUUGAACAAAUCAGUCUGUUGUUAUCUCCAAUGGCCCUGACUGGCAGUGAAGCGUUGGGUUCGAUGGGUAAUGACGCCCCAUUGGCUUGUUUGAACGAAAAACCGGUCCUUCUUUAUGAUUAUUUUAAACAACUGUUUGCGCAAGUCACAAACCCACCAAUUGACCCAAUCCGGGAGGCCAACGUAAUGUCAACCGAAUGCUUUAUCGGGCCACAAGGUAAUCUGUUAGAGGUUUCUGCAAAACAAUGCGCACGUUUGAAAUUGGAGACACCAAUACUGAAUAAAGAGCAGUUUUUGGCCAUCACAAAUAUGCAAAAAAUUCACUCUUCAUGGGCAGUGGGCUCAAUAGACAUUACCUUUGACAAGAAGGAGGGAUUAUCUGGUUACCGGGAUACUAUAGACCGCAUUAAUCGCGAGGCAUCCCGUUUGCUUGAAAGCGAACACAAACGCGUUAUUGUAAUUUCCGAUAGAAUGAUCUCCAAAGACAGAGUCUCCAUUUCGUCUCUUAUCGCGGUGUCUUCCAUCCACCAUCACUUGAUAAGAGAACAAACCCGUUCCAAAGUUGCUCUUGUUUUGGAGACAAGUGAAGCCAAAGAAAUCCACGAUUUCUGUUUGAUUUUGGGCUUUGGGUGUGAUGCAAUCCAUCCAUACUUGGCCAUGGAAACGUUAAUAACCUUGAAAAAGCAAAAUCUGCUUCGAGACACCACCAAGGAUGACAAUGAAACAAGACUAUGUGAUGAUGAAAUAAUUUCCAACUACAUAUAUGCCGUAGACCACGGCAUCAUGAAAGUUAUGUCCAAGAUGGGUAUUUCCACGCUAGCCUCCUACAAAGGUGCUCAAAUAUUUGAGGCUUUGGGCUUGUCGAAAGAAGUGGUCGAUCUAUGUUUCACUGGUACUGCAUCGAGAAUCGAAGGUGCCUCCUUCGAAAUUUUGGCUCAGGAUGCCUUCUCUUUGCAUGAGCGCGGUUUCCCAUUGCCCGAUAAUGCCGUUGCUCCUCCUUCAGUCAAGGUUUUGAGUAAUGGUGAAUACCAUUGGAGACAUGGCGGAUUUAAACAUGUUAAUGACCCGUCUGCCAUUGCAAAUUUGAGAGACUCUGUCAAAAACAAGAACAAUGAUGCAUGGGAGAAAUACAUCAAGAAAGAAAUGGAAGUCAUCAGAGACUGCACAUUAAGAGGUUUACUGGAAUUAGAUUACGAAAAUUCACAAGAGAUUCCAUUAGAGGAGGUCGAACCGUGGACUGUCAUUGCGAAAAGAUUUACAACUGGUGCCAUGUCAUACGGAUCUAUCUCCAAAGAGGCCCAUACUACUUUAGCCAUUGCUAUGAAUCGUAUCGGGGCUCAAUCUAAUUGCGGUGAAGGUGGAGAAGACGCCGAACGGUCCAUAGUUCAGCCAAAUGGUGAUACCAUGAGAUCUUCGAUCAAGCAAGUUGCCUCUGGGAGAUUUGGUGUGACCUCCUACUACUUAUCUGAUGCGGACCAAUUGCAGAUUAAAGUAGCCCAGGGCGCUAAACCGGGUGAAGGUGGUGAGUUACCUGCUCAUAAAGUUUCUAAGGAUAUUGCCAAGACCAGACACUCUACCCCGAAUGUCGGUUUAAUUUCCCCGCCUCCACAUCACGAUAUUUAUUCUAUUGAGGAUCUGAAACAGUUGAUAUACGACUUGAAGUGUGCCAAUCCUGUUGCCGAAGUCUCCGUGAAGUUGGUGUCCGAGGUUGGUGUAGGAAUUAUUGCCUCAGGCGUAGCAAAGGCUAAAGCAGAUUACAUUACCAUAUCUGGCCAUGACGGUGGGACUGGUGCUGCUAGAUGGACCUCCAUCAAGCACGCUGGCUGUCCUUGGGAGUUGGGUCUUGCUGAAACACAACAAACUCUGGUUCUGAACGAUUUGAGAAAGAGGGUUGUUUUGCAGACAGAUGGUCAGUUGCGUACAGGUUUUGAUAUCGCUGUUGCUAUUUUACUUGGUGCAGAGUCGUUCACUUUGGCAACAAUCCCAUUGAUUGUGAUGGGUUGUAUCAUGUUGAGGAAGUGUCAUUUGAACACAUGUGCCGUUGGCAUUGCUACCCAAGAUCCCUAUUUGAGAAGCAAGUUUGACGGCCAACCAGAACAUGUCAUCAAUUUUUUUUACAACUUGAUUGAGGAUUUGAGGAAGAUAAUGGCCAAACUCGGAUAUCGUACCAUUGACGAGAUGGUUGGUCGUACAGAAAAAUUGAGGAAAAGAAGAGACCUAGGUUCCAAGACCUCUUUGCUCAAUGUUGAUGCCAUUUUAAAACCAUCUUACACCAUCAGAAAGGAUGUUGAUAUCAGAUGCACAACACCCAAGGAUAUCAAACGGGAGGGUCGUAUAGACAACAUUCUGAUUGAGAGGGCAGAAAAAUCUCUGAGCAAAGGGCUUUCGACUGUUAUUGAUAACAUCAAGUUGAUCAAUACUGACUUGGCUGUUGGUCCUACGCUCGGAUACAUGGUUUCCAAGAAGUUUGGCGAGGACGGUCUGCCCAAAGACACAAUUGUCGUUAAUUUCCAUGGACAUGCAGGGCAGUCAUUUGGUGCAUUCUUGCCGUCUGGUAUAACGUUCAAUUUGAAAGGUGAUGCCAACGAUUACGUUGGUAAGGGUCUGAGUGGUGGUAUUUUGGUAAUCAAGCCCGGACAGUACUCACAAUUGACCAGCGCUGAAAACGUCAUCGUGGGUAAUACUUGUUUCUACGGAGCUACAUCAGGUAAAGCGUUCAUCUCUGGUUCUGCUGGCGAAAGAUUUGCCGUUCGUAACUCUGGUGCUGAAAUUUGCAUCGAGGCAGUCACAGGUAACAAUGCAUUUGAAUACAUGACUGGUGGUCGGGCUGUUGUCCUCACUGAGAUGACAUCGGUCAAUGCAUUUUCUGGUGCCACCGGUGGUAUCAUUUACUGUUAUGUGCAGAACAAGGGAUCCUUUGAGGUUAGCAUUAACAAGGACACGAUCGAGUUGGAGGCUGAACUGGAUCAUGAGGAUGCUCAGUAUGUGGAACAGAUGAUUCAAGAGCAUCUGGAAAAGACUGGUUCGCCACGGGCGCAAGAGCUCCUAAGUGAUUUAGCUUCGCACAUUGGCAAUUUUGUGAAGGUAAUCCCUACGGACUACAAGAAGGCCUUGUUGUCUGUCAAGUUAGAGAGUCGCCAGCAGACUUCUUCUAUCGCCAACGGCGGCAAAUCUAAGAAAGCUAUCUCGAACGGCUCGACCCUAUCUGAACCCAAAUUGCAAGACAUUGAGGACUACAUUGUCCAGGGCAAAACUCCUCGGAAGAAGGUUCCGAACUUUGUCAAAUUCAAGCACAAGUUGCCACAGAUCACAACACCCGCUUCUGAGCGGUUAGGUGACUGGUUGGAAUUCCAGAACGGUCUUUCCACGAAAGACAUCAAGACACAAGCGCUGCGGUGCAUGGACUGUGGGACGCCCUUCUGCCAGUCUGACCUGGAAUAUGGCUGCCCUGUCUCGAACCAGAUUCCGCAAUUUAACAACUUCGUAGCAGGAGGCGAGUGGAAGCUGGCACUGGAAACGUUACUGAGGACGAACAACUUCCCCGAGUUCACUGGGCGGGUAUGUCCCGCGCCCUGUGAGGGUUCGUGUACGCUAGGGAUCUCGGAGGAUCCUGUUGGUAUCAAGUCUAUUGAGAGACAGAUCAUCGAGACCGGGUACAAGAACGGGUGGAUGCAGCCACAACGGCCACUGAAGAGGACGUCGCGGAAAGUGGCGAUCAUUGGGUCUGGUCCAGCUGGUCUUGCCUGUGCGGACCAAUUAAACAAGAUCGGGCACAACGUUACUGUGUAUGAGCGGGCGGACCGAUGUGGUGGGUUAUUGAUGUACGGUAUCCCGAAUAUGAAGCUGGAUAAGACAAUUGUCGAGCGGCGGUUGAAUUUGAUGGCGGACGAAGGCAUUGAGUUUGUGACGAACGUUGAGGUGGGCAAGGAUGUUACCCUUGAGUCGUUGAAGGUUGAGUACGACGCAGUGGUGUUUGCGAUCGGGUCCACCAUCCCGCGGGAUCUGGCGAUAAAGGGCCGCGCGUACAAGAACAUCGAAUUUGCAAUGAGUCUAUUGGAAUUGAACACGCGCGGGCUACUAUCAUCGGACAAGCUUCUGUCGCAAGUGCGUUCGCGGAUCGCCGGGAAGAAGGUGAUUGUGAUUGGUGGUGGUGACACGGGGAACGAUUGUCUUGGGACCUGUGUUCGCCACGGGGCGAAGAGUGUGUUGAAUUUCGAGCUGAUGCCUGCUGCUGCAGCACGGCGGCAAAAGUCCACGAAUCCGUGGCCCCAAUGGCCUGCGAUCAUGCGGGUUGAUUACGGGCACGAGGAGGUCCGUGAGCGGUACGGUAACGAUCCGCGCGCGUACUGCAUUCUCUCGAAGGAGUUUUUGGGAGACUCCGCUGGCAAAGUCACUGGGAUUCGGACUGUGAAAGUGGAAUGGACUCGCGUUGGUGGCCGGUGGGUCAUGUCUGAGUUGCCCGAUACGGAGGAAGUGUACGAGGCAGACCUGGUUUUGUUGUCCAUGGGGUUCACUGGACCCUCGUUGGUGUCUGUUGCCGAGAGUAAAAUCGCAGUCACGGAGAGGGGCAACAUCCAGACGGAUGCUGCUGAACCUUACAAGUACAGUGAUGGGGGUGAUCACCCUUUGGAGAACGUGUUUGUUGCUGGUGACUGCAGACGGGGUCAGUCGCUAAUUGUAUGGGCGAUCCAAGAGGGCCGUAAGUGUGCCAAGUCCGUGGACGAGUUCCUGGAUGGAGUGAGCUACCUUCCAGGAGACGGCGGGUUAUUGGACCGCCGUCGCGGUGUAUCGGAGAAAAUAGCCGCUUGA
Molecule: messenger RNA, 6228 nt
Organism: Huiozyma naganishii CBS 8797
Lineage: Eukaryota; Fungi; Ascomycota; Saccharomycetes; Saccharomycetales; Saccharomycetaceae
Gene: GLT1
Product: glutamate synthase (NADH)
Exons: 1
Coding region: 1-6228 (2075 amino acids)
Molecular function (GO): flavin adenine dinucleotide binding; iron-sulfur cluster binding; FMN binding
Source: RefSeq, a predicted model, not a curated record